ACCUUGUUUGAGGAUAUUAAAAAUAAAAAUAAACAACUUGUUACUCAAAUGAAAUCUAAAAGCAAGCUUUCUGAAUCUCUUCUUUUUGGCUUGCAAUAUAAAGAUUUAGAAAAAUGUUUACUAGAAGUUGUAGAGGCAGAAAAAGAAAAUUUUUUUAAUUCUGAUAAUAAUAUUCUAAUUGAAUUGCAAACACAAACUAUUGUAAAGUUAAUUGAUCAUGAUCGAAUUUCUAGAGAUGCAUAUAGAUCUUUAUCUAAAAUUGACCAAUCAUUAAUUCAGGCUAGUAUAGUUUACAAUAUGAGACAAGAAAUUAUAAAACAAGUAAAUAUAAAGAUUCCUAUAAGUUUAGUUGAUAUUAAUCAACCAACAAAUUUUGAACUAAUUAUCAAAGGAAACAAUAUUGAAUCUAUUAGAAAAG
Molecule: messenger RNA, 418 nt
Organism: Racocetra persica
Lineage: Eukaryota; Fungi; Glomeromycota; Glomeromycetes; Diversisporales; Gigasporaceae
Source: the annotation of a GenBank genome assembly